Penicillium macrosclerotiorum is the source of this 1374-nucleotide messenger RNA. RefSeq lists its product as uncharacterized. The transcript has 6 exons. NCBI's taxonomy places the organism in Eukaryota, Fungi, Ascomycota, Eurotiomycetes, Eurotiales, Aspergillaceae. Gene Ontology annotation, biological process: amino acid transmembrane transport. The record is from RefSeq and is a predicted model, not a curated record. Gene Ontology annotation, cellular component: vacuolar membrane. The coding region runs from base 1 to 1374 and encodes 457 amino acids. Gene Ontology annotation, molecular function: amino acid transmembrane transporter activity.
AUGAGACCCCAGAUUAUUGAUAUCACACAGCCUAGCCAAGGGACCCCUGAAUUGGGGGCCGGGAGCGAGGGUAUCCAGGAAAAACCAGAUCUUGUUCCCGAGCGGCAGGAUGCGUUUGGCGACGAGGAGCAUGCAGAAGUGAAAUAUAAAGUAUUGAAGUGGUGGCAAGGAGGCCUGCUGAUGGUCUCGGAGACCAUCUCGCUUGGAAUCCUCUCACUACCAGCAGCCAUCGCUGGCUUAGGUCUUGUGCCUGGUCUCAUUGUUCUGAUUGGCUUCGGGAUCCUAGCAUCUUAUACAGGAUAUGUGAUUGGACAAUUCAAAUGGAGAUAUCCUCAUAUUUCGAGCAUGGCUGAUGCUGGCGAGAUGCUUAUGGGUCGGUUUGGUCGCGAGUUGUUUGGAACAGCCCAAUUAUUGUUCUUGGUCUUCAUCAUGGCAAGCCAUAUUCUGACAUUCACGGUUGCAUUGAACGUCAUUACCAAUCAUGCCACCUGCUCUAUUGUUUUUGGGGUCGUAGCCUUCAUUAGUAUCUUCACCGCGGUCAUGAUAACCAUGAUUGCCGUGGGAAUACGAAACCCUGACACCAUUAUCCAUCCCACUUCCAAGACAAACCUUGUUACUGCAUGCACUGCUGCCGCCAACAUUGGCUUUUCUUACGUCAGCCACAACACAUUCUUCACGUUUAUGGCAGAACUUCAGGACGCAAGAGAUUUCCCAAAAGCUCUUGCUCUCCUGCAAACAAUUGACAUGACGCUAUAUAUUGUCGCUGCUGUGGUGAUAUAUCGAUUCGCUGGUCCUGACGUUGCCUCCCCGGCACUGGGCUCUGCCGGCCCAUUGAUAUCAAAGAUAGCCUAUGGCGUCGCUCUUCCUACAGUGAGAAAUAUCUACUAUCAUUUGAACAAAUAUUACUCAAUAUUUAUGGAAUAUCCACUCAUCAUUUCACUCGUUCAGAUUGUCAUUGCAGGUGUCAUCAAUAGUCACGUUGCCGCCAAGUCGAUUUAUAUCCGCCUCUUUGCCGGCACAGACCGUAUGCAUAAGCGAGACUGGGUUGCUGUCAGCUCGUGGAUUGGCAUUUCUUUUGGUCUUUGGAUAAUUGCUUGGAUAAUCGCAUCUUCCAUUCCAGUGUUCAGCGACCUUGUCAGCUUGAUUACUGCCCUUUUCGGAAGUUGGUUCACUUUCGGUUUCACGGGUAUGUUCUGGUUUUACAUGAACAAAGGCUUGUGGUUCUCGUCGCCCAGAAAGAUUUUCUUAACCGCUCUCAAUGCGUUUAUCAUUUGUGUUGGUGUCAUUCUAUGUGCUCUCGGUCUUUAUACUUCCGGAAAAUCCAUCCACGAUAAUCCUAGCGGCGCUAGCUUUUCGUGUGCCAACAAUGCAUGA